This is a messenger RNA of Etheostoma cragini (Arkansas darter), 3111 nucleotides long. RefSeq names its product forkhead box N1 (gene foxn1). NCBI's taxonomy places the organism in Eukaryota, Metazoa, Chordata, Actinopteri, Perciformes, Percidae. Bases 608 to 2587 code for a protein of 659 amino acids. The transcript is spliced from 12 exons. Gene Ontology annotation, molecular function: transcription cis-regulatory region binding; DNA-binding transcription factor activity, RNA polymerase II-specific. The record is from RefSeq and is a predicted model, not a curated record. Gene Ontology annotation, biological process: regulation of transcription by RNA polymerase II.
GACUCAGUCAAAGGGGGGAGGCUGGCACAACCACCUCUGAUUGGUCAACACUACGUUUCUGUUAACCAUUCCUUCACUGGGUUACAGGUGCGUAGCAUUGGAGACAGAGACACAGGAUAUUAAACCUGUUUCAAGCCCUUUGAACCUGUAAUUGUUUCUCCUCUGUCACUAACAGAGUUAGUUUGCAAACUCUCACUUGCAACACCAACAUUUUUAAAUUAUGAUUUUAUUUGGUGUACUUUGGGGUUAAACAUCUUAAGACAUAAUAAACCAUUUCAUGAAUUUGUGUAAUAUGUCCUGCUCACUUUGACAACCAGCGGUUAAGCUUUUUUUCUUACCCGUAGGUGUGAAAAUAGUUGUAAUGUGUCUUUUUAAUAAUUACCAUUUUUUUGGGUUUGACCACAAGGACCAGCCCUAGCUCUUCAAAACUCUGUUUCCCUGUCACUGAGUGAUUAAGUUCCACCAUCUGUCAGAGGCCACCCGCUGAAGCCACUUCUCCUCUGCUCAGCUGGGCCAUCGUCCAUUAAAAGAUGCCUUGGAACAUUGUUUUGCUUCUAGGUGGAAGUUUAGCAUUGGCACACGGAAGUGAGAAAUCUAGACUUUCUUUAUGGCCUGGAGGAUGUUCAUUCAUACCGCUGCAGAGCACCCCUUCGAUUGCCAUCUCCGCCCUGCUGUGUCAGCUGGUGGCCAUGUUCCCCGAAUGCUCCGGCAACCACCCACUUUCUGCCAAUAUUUGGCCUGCAAGGCAACCACUAUCAAGAUACAUCCACUGUCACAUUUCCCUGCAUUAUCUCUCCCUCGCUGGCUUUCAUGCUGCCUUCAGCCACUCUACCCAACACCAUCGCCUUCUCCUACGUUAACCUUAAAGUCAUGGACAUGGAGCAGAUAUUGGUGCAGAAUGUCAGACUCCCCGACAUUUUCCUACACCAGGGCAAAGUCUCCAACAUCAACCCCUCUGGCCAGCAUACACACCUGUGAGUCAGGUGGGACGUCCUGUCAGCAGAUGGCAGAAUCACAGAAAGAAAGCAACACCUUCAGCUUGAGAACCGCGGUUUUGAACAGGAGGCACAGCGCUGAUGGGACCGUCAGUUCAGGGUCAGCACCGGGACAAGGCCCUCAUGACUCUGACCGUUUCCAUCCAUACCGUCGACAGUUCAGCGAUGGAGCAGUGACGGCCGCGGGUUGCCUCCAACAGUGCUCGUCUUCCUUCAGCUGUCUACAGGAGGUGUGCAGCUCUGACACUCUUUCCCACAGGUCGAGCAGUGAGGCACCAACAUCCUGGGACCGGUACAACGACAGUGUUCAGAGUUCCUACCCAAAACUAACAACUCUACAGGCAGAGCCAUCCUGCUUCCUGUCUCAAAACUAUCCAUCCUACAGCUCAUCGAGCCCUCUACAACAGGUCUCAUCAAGAUUGUAUCCUAAUAAUGAUAAGUCCAGCAGGUCAAAAUAUUGUCUCCAAAGUCUCUCCAAUCAAUCAUACCAGGAGAGUACCACGCAGUCCCAGUUCCCCAAGCCCAUUUACUCAUACAGCAUCUUGAUCUUCUUGGCUCUGAAGAACAGUAAAACAGGAAGCCUGCCAGUCAGUGAGAUCUACAGCUUCAUGACUGAACACUUUCCCUAUUUCAAGUCAGCCCCUGAUGGAUGGAAGAACUCUGUGCGUCACAACCUCUCCCUGAACAAGUGCUUUGAGAAGGUGGAGAACAAAAAUGGGAACUCGUCCCGUAAAGGCUGUCUUUGGGCUCUCAAUCCAGCCAAGGUGGAGAAAAUGCAAGAGGAGCUGAAUAAGUGGCGUCGCAAGGACCCUGUUACUGUUCGCAGGAGCAUGGCGAGGCCAGAAGACCUCGAUCAGCUUCUGGGAGGGAGACCGGACAAAUUCAGGUCUGUGCCUCUUUACACCAACCCAGCUUUGUUAUCCAGAGUGGCCCCUAUCUAUGGCCCCACCUCGCCAUCUUGCACCCAAGCCCAGCUCCGCCCACCCUACCUGCCCGUUCAGCGUCCACAUUAUGCCCAAGUUCAACCUCAGCAGCCCCGUUUCCUUCCCCCUGCUCACCCUAGCAACUCAUUUGUCCUAUACUCACCGUGUGGACAGCUGCCUGCAGCUGGCGUCCCAUCAGCCGCUGGAAGCUUGCACUCCCCCAUGACUGGUAAGAUGCCACCUGUUUACAGUGCCGCCCUACAGGCUGAGUUCAGCUCCAGGAACAUGCAGGACUUGCUGUUGGAGGGAGACGCCAGUUAUGACAUCGACACGCUCAACCCCAGUCUGACUGACCUGCAGCUGCAAGGUAACUUGUGGGAGGAGUUACAGGAGGACAGCCUGCUGUCGGAUCCACAAUUUACCACCACGACUUCUGCCCUGCGGGACCACAGCAUCCAGAACAGCUGCCUUCAGGCCACGCCCCCUGUCGGUCAGACGUCAGAGGUGACUGCCUUCGGUCGAGGAAAAGCUGAUCAUGAGGACGAGAACGCAGGCCGAUACUUCGAGCAGCAUGGCUGUUUGAAUGGACUGCAUCCCGUGGCUUAUUCAGGGAUGGAGAGUCUAGCUGGGUACCUGACCUCCUGUACCACAUCCAUCACCUUAAUGUAAAUACCUGACUGUUUGGGCUUUUCUACAUUCUCUGACCAUUAAUGUAGUAUAUUAACCUGAAUGGGGAAUAUUGUUAUAACCAACGUAAUGCCACAGUAUUAGCUCAGUGUUUUAUUACCUAUCAAAUCCUCUGUUUAUCAUAGUGUGACAAACUGUGGUGGAAAUAUCCUUUUUGUCUGUUUCAAUUCACAUGUCUUUCCCACCGUUUAUUUAUUUACAAGAGCUCCUGUUAUAAAAAGUAUAAUAUAAAACACAUAUAAGUUGUUCAUUUUAUUGAUGCAUUAAUAUAUUUGUGCAUUCUUGUCAUUUCAGUUAUUUUAGUCAGUUAAUACUAGAUGAUGCAUUGCUUUAUUCAGUAUCCAAGGGUUUGGUUCCUCCAUAUUAGAGAGUAAAACAUAAACACAUUGUUGGAUGUCCUCUGAUUCAUCACCUUACAUUAAACUGGCUACAACCUGAAACACAUGGACAGUUGCCUGGAUAAUCCCUCCGUCUAAUGGGAACUGAUUAAAAUUCACUUAACUCUG